Topomyia yanbarensis is the source of this 1771-nucleotide messenger RNA. RefSeq names its product tetraspanin-18. The record is from RefSeq and is a predicted model, not a curated record. NCBI's taxonomy places the organism in Eukaryota, Metazoa, Arthropoda, Insecta, Diptera, Culicidae. The transcript is spliced from 8 exons. The coding region runs from base 436 to 1245 and encodes 269 amino acids. Gene Ontology annotation, cellular component: membrane.
AUAGCCCCUCAGUUUAGUUACUGGCGUGAGAUCAUCGGGUUAGGUUGUGUUGCUGCUGAAGCAUUGCGCGAUCAUUUUAUUGUUUUUGUUGUGAAAAUACGUGAGCGGUUCGAUACGGUGUUGCGUCGUUUAAAUUUUGGCGGUUCAGUUUCAGCUCGAGUUCUUUAGCAGCGAGAAGUGUACCCAGUGUUAUUUGUGUAUUGGCAAGCUCAAAACAGUUGUCAGCCCUAUUUAUUCCACAACUGGCAUCGGUUACGGAGGGAUAAUCAACGCAGAAGCUGAUUAAUAAAACUGUGAAGCUGUACCGGACAUAAACAAGGAGAACAAAAAAGUGCGGUCCAUCGAUGAGUCAGAUUGUCAGUUUGUAAAUUCAUAUCACAGUGCCUUGUUCGCAGCUACCAUUUACAACUACACAGUCGACCGUUUUCCCCCGCGAUGGGAUGCGACUGUGAAUCAUGCAUAGCAAAAUCGCUACUGUCAGUGUUCAACUUUGUGUUCUUCGUUCUCGGCUCGAUUGUUCUUGGUGUGGGAAUAUGGCUUGUGGCAGACAAAUCAUCGUUCGUAGCACUACUGAAAAUGGUUGAAAGUGACCAACUGGAGCACUUCACGCAGCCAGCAGUGAUAGAGCAACUCGCGUAUUUUUUAAUCGCGAUAGGGGCAGUGAUGUUCUUCCUGAGCUUCCUCGGGUACUGCGGAGCGCUGCGGGAAAGCCAAUGUCUACUGACGACAUACGGACUAUUUCUGUUGGUGAUAUUGAUUCUUGAGGUGACUGCAUGUGGCCUAGCGGUGGCUUACAAGGACCGUGCCAAAACGGAGACCAAGAACUACUUGCAGACGACAAUUUCCAAGUACUACUCGAGCAACGACCGUAACCAGUCCGAUGCCGUCACGUUGAUGUGGAACUAUCUGAUGUCCGAGAUGCACUGCUGUGGGGUAGAGGACUACCGUGAUUUUAGUUUGUCGGACAAGUGGAUCGACAGCAAGGGCAACCGCGUCGUUCCGGAGGCAUGCUGUGUGCAAACUGCCCUAUUUGAGCCACAGGACAAAAACUGUCCCUUCUCGCCUUCGGACAGUAAUAGCUACUACAAACAGGGUUGUUAUAACGCACUAAUUGACUGGAUCAUGUACAACCGAAACCUGGUCAUCAUUGUGGCUAUCGGGGUUGGCCUGGUGCAGCUGGUUGCGAUAUUCCUAGCAUUUUGUUUAUGCAAAGCCAUCGAAAAAUAUCGGGGAAUGCGACUAUGAGGGAAAUCAGUUGUAAUUCUCGUCAAGUGUUAGAAACAAUCAGAAAAGACAUUUCGGAUGCAAUCAAAAACCAAAAUCAAAAUUAUAUGAGGAGAGAUAUAAGCAAAGCGAGACAGAUCACACUACGUUCAAACGAUGUUACACUAGGUCCUUAAGAUAAGAGUAAACUGUUCGGCCGGAGAAAGGUAGUCGAACGUAUAAGUGCACCUUAGGCUAAAGCAGAAGCCGUUUUGUUGGUCGGUACAAUCACUUGAGACAAAGUCAUUCACAAAAGUAGCAGCUAAGUUUUCGGAAAGCGAAAAAAUGCUUUCUAUUUCGCAAAACAGAUACUUUUACGUUUUUAUUCAGCUUGGAAUGGCUGUACAAUGCUGUAAACUGAUAUUUUAUGUUUUCGCUUUAUUGAUUACUCGAUCAUCAUAAGCUUUGUAAUAUGAACUCGACUAUUCGGUUUUAUAGUUACGAUAAUCAGUUGUUUUUUGUUUAAAUAUUAAGAAAAUAAAUACAAUAAUUUAAUAAGAUAUACAAA